Messenger RNA from Xenopus laevis (African clawed frog), 4205 nucleotides. It is a transcript of the gene gnpat.S, whose product is annotated as glyceronephosphate O-acyltransferase S homeolog. Bases 111 to 2117 code for a protein of 668 amino acids. The transcript is spliced from 16 exons. The record is from RefSeq and is a predicted model, not a curated record. Gene Ontology annotation, molecular function: glycerone-phosphate O-acyltransferase activity; acyltransferase activity, transferring groups other than amino-acyl groups; acyltransferase activity. Gene Ontology annotation, biological process: ether lipid biosynthetic process; glycerophospholipid metabolic process; triglyceride biosynthetic process. NCBI's taxonomy places the organism in Eukaryota, Metazoa, Chordata, Amphibia, Anura, Pipidae. Gene Ontology annotation, cellular component: peroxisome; mitochondrial membrane; peroxisomal membrane.
GCGCGUGUGAAGUUGUUAGACAGACUUGCAACUCUUGCCUGAGACUUCAAAUGAAACGAGACUUUCUCUCGUGAAAGUGAACGGCGGCGGCGUCGUCUGUGCGUGCAGUGAUGGCUGCUUCCAUGAGGAGCGUGUACUCGCAGAAGGAGUUCAGGAGCAAGAAGAGAGAAGUGUUCGAAGAUAUACUGGAGGAACGCAGACAGUCUAGUGACCUUAGAUAUGCUAUGAAAUGCUACACACCGGUGAUUUACAGGAACUUGACUCCCUGUACGCCAAGUGGCCUAAAGACUAUUGUCUUACAGUCUGUGGAGCUGCAAUAUGUUAUCAAGCAGAUAUCGUUACAAUCUGGGGACUCAUGUGAAGUCAUUCAGGAACAGGCAGCUGAGAUUCUGGAUGAAAUGGGUCAUAAUUUAAGAAUGGGAGCCAUCCGUUUGUUUGCUAUGAGCUUAAGUAAGAUCUUCAAGCGACUCUUCCAGAAAGUAUGUGUCAAUGAGGAAGGCAUACAGAGGCUGACUCAAGCCAUUCAAGAACAUCCAGUUGUGCUGCUUCCCAGCCACCGAAGCUACAUUGACUUCCUGAUGAUGUCUUAUGUUAUGUACACGUAUGACCUAGCGCUUCCUGUCAUCGCUGCAGGAAUGGACUUCAUGGGCAUGAAAAUUGUAGGCGAGUUGCUGCGUAUGUCUGGAGCAUUUUAUAUGAGAAGAACUUUUCGAGGGAACCAACUGUAUUGGGCAGUCUUUGCAGAAUAUGUAAAGACUGUACUGCGGAAUGGAUAUGCUCCAGUGGAAUUCUUUGUUGAAGGUCAGAGGAGCAGAACAUGCAAGACAUUAAGUCCAAAGUUUGGUCUAUUAAAUGUUGCCAUGGAGCCAUUUUUCAAAGGUGAAGUGUUUGACACAUACAUCGUUCCAAUCAGUAUUAAUUAUGAAAGGGUACUGGAAGAAUCUCUUUACGCAUAUGAACUUCUCGGUGUGCCCAAACCCAAAGAGUCUACAUCCGGACUGAUAAAAGCAAGAAGAAUUCUUAAUGAAAACUUUGGAAGCAUCCAUGUUUACUUUGGACAGCCUUUAUCAUUAAGAUCUCUGGCUUCUGGGAUAAUAAACCGCACCCAAUAUAAUUUAAAGCCCAGACACCUUCCCCAGCGACCACCUGAAGAUGUGCAAUCAUUUGUCCGUGAUGUGGCUUAUAAAGUAGAACUUACCCAGAUUGCAAAUAUGGUUCUUAGCCCUGGAGUCUUGAUAGCUACCGUUUUGCUACAGAAUUUACCAGAGAUGGAAUUUAACAUCUUAGUUGAAAAGACUGUUUGGCUGAAAGAUUUAAUAGAGAGCUUUGGAGGGUUCCUGGAAUGGCCUGAUAAUUUAUCCGCCAGCCGAGUGGUUCAGUCCGGCAUUGAUCUUCAUUCAAACAUUUUCAGUCUUGUUGAUGGGCAUGUGAUUUUGCUUGAGCACAAGCACACGGGUUUAUUGACAGAGGAAAUAGUCUUUAAACAAGCAGUGUCUUUCCUCAUGUGUGCCUUCUAUAGGAACCAAAUGAUUAAUGUGUGUGUCCGCCCUGCACUGGUGAUUCUAGCCUGUGAAAUGGUGCAGAGUUCCACAAAAGAAGACAUAUUCAGGUCUUUUACCUUCUUAAGACGUGUUUUUUCCAAGGAGUUCAUCUUCUUUCCUGGCUCUGAAGACAAGGACUUUGAAGAAGGUUGCUUCAUGUUGACCAAAUGUGACAUCAUUCAUGCAACGCCAAAUGAAAUUAUGUUAACCGACAAAGGAACUAUUGCUGCUUUGUUUCUAUCAAAAGUGUUCCAGCCAUUUUUGGAAGGUUAUAAGUUAGCCUGCGCAUAUCUUUUGGAGGAAGUUACUAAUGCUUUCACAGAAAAGCAAUACAUAUCUGGAGUGAGGAGUCUUAUUUCUCGUCUAAUUGUGUCUGGAACCAGCACAUGCUAUGAAGCUUUAUCUUCUGAUAUGCAAAAAAAUAUACUUUCCUCUUUUGUACAUCUUGGGGUUUUAAAGAAUAUGAAAUCAGUCAGUGAGGUAACCUUCUGUGUAGAGAAGAGAACUCUGAGGGAAACUGCAGAAAAGCUUGGAGUGCAAAUAUUUACAGAGAAGCUUCCAUCAGCACGGCUUUGAGCAUUAUCUGACGGUUAUGGGCAGCAAUCUGUUCCCAGUUGCUGAAUAACGUGUCUGUUGUUGACAAAAAAAACUUGAAAUUCUUAAAGGAAGAUGAACGAACUUAUGAAUUCAAUUACAAAAACACUGUUUAUUGUACUCUAUGUAAAAUAACUGAAGGUCAAGCAUUAAUACAAAGUUUACUGGGGGUGUGCUAAAUAUAUAGCCUGUUUUCUGCCAAUGGAAAGUGGAGGGUUAGGGAGCCUAAAAGGCUUGAAGUGAAUAACAGGGAGCUCUAAAAAAAUCUAACAAAAAAGGUACUGAGAUGUACUAACUUCCAUUUAGUGGCUGGAUGUGAAGGUUUACUGAUAACUAAACAAGUGCUACAAAAAUACUAACAAACUUCUUCUGGAAUAAAUAUAUAGGGUAUAAUGAUAUUAAAAAAAAUGUUUAAACCUUUCCAUCAAAGUUCACAAGCCAUGAAUAGUCUUCUGGCUUUUUUACAGUUCAGGUUUUAAUUAUAGAGGCAGGUAGCACUAUCAGUUCCACCAGUUUGUGUGUGCUGCAAAGUCCUCCCUACUGACACUCCUGCACCUGUUAGGUGACAGUUUAUAAUUCAUAACCAAUUCCAGUAUGUAAGUACAUUCAUUCACUCUGCCUUAAAUAACUACAAAUUGAAAAGAAUUGGAGGAGAAGACAUAUUUUGCAAGAGGAAACUCUGUGAAUAGGCAUUGGGAUUAUUGCAGAAAAAGACAUUAUAAACCAAAGAUUAUCAAAUCUAAUAACCGUUGUCUUGGUUGGAGGGGGGGGCUUAAUCCUGUUUUUUUGGUUGCAACUAAUAACUUUGGAUUUUUUAUGUUGUAAUUAAGUUAGAACUAUUGUAUAAUUAGCAUUUAGAAGGCAUCCUGGCUUAUUUGGGUUUGACCAGUGUCCAAUAUUCCCUCCUCUGCCAGUCACUAUCUUUAGAUCUUGUUUUUGAGAACAUGCAGAUGACAGUUUAGUUAAACUGAGGCUCAGAGUGGCAGUAUUUACUGUUUAGCGGGAUGUACUCUACUGAAUUAAUUGGAGUAUAAUUCAGCUUUAAUUAGGUCUGUUGUAUGGAUGAGGCAGAUGGCAAAUCUUGAUUGUACUAAGCACUUACAUGGCACGUGAGAAGUUGUUUGCAGGAGUCCGAUUUUGCCAGCCACCCCUAACUACUGUAUGGACAAUGUAAGUGUUCUCUACAGAAAUAGAGCUCCCAUUGGUUACAUGGCCUGGAUUUGUUUCAUGUGCUUCCCUGAUUAAAGGGGUGUUCUCCUUCAAGUUUACUUUUAGUAUGUUCUAGAAUGUACGAUUCUAAGCUACUUUUCAAUUGGUCUUCAUCAUUUAUUUUUAUACUUCUUGAAUUAUUUGCCUUAUUCUUCUGACUUGUUCCAGCUUUCUAAAUAACUAAAAAACUACAAAUAAUAAAAAAUGAAAACCAAUUGCAAAUUGUCUCUGAAUAUCACUCUCUACGUCAUACCAAGCACAACAAGGGCACAUUAAAAGUUUAUAUGUGUGUUAAGUGCAUUACCAGUCAUAGAGAUUUAUGUAUAUAUAUUUUUCUGUGUUAUUGCUCUAGCGUAAGGGUCAGGGCACACGCUCAGAUUCGGGGAGAUUAGUCGCCCGGCGACAAAUUUACAAUCAAAUUUACAAUCUCCAAAUUUACAAUCUCCUUGAACUGCCUCCCGCCCGCUAGAAUGUAAAUCGCCGGCGGGAUGGCACUUGGAGUGCUUCGUUUUCCGAAGUCGCCCAAGGUUUCCUUCAGAGGCUUCGGAAAACGAAACUCCAAGUGCCAUCCCACCGGCGAUUUACAUUCUAGCCAGCGUGAGGCAGUAAGGGGAGAUUAGUUUCUGAAGAAGAGUAAAUUUGGCGCUGGGCGACUAAUCUCCCCGAAUCUGAGCGUAUGCCCUGGCCCUGAGGUGCACACAAUGAUAUUCAGUUUAGUAAACAAUAUGCACUUACAAGAAGGGAUCCAAAAUAGUUAAUAUAAAAAUGUUACAACUAUUAAUAGAAAUGUUACUGUUAACUCUUGACUGUUAACUAUUCUGCUGUAUUUUUAUCAGUUGAUAAAGCUUUGUGUGACUCUUU